AUUUUAUUUAAUGGCAUCAUUCAUUUAGAUUCUUUUCAAUAAAAUUGUACAAACAUUAUACAUCAUCCCAUCAACCAUAUAUGAUGUAAUCAUCUCAAAUUUCCUAACAAAAUACAGCUAUGAAAGAUUAGUCUUUUUUAUGAACCAAAGAAAUCCAAAAAGGAUCCUAGAUAUUGGCGUCGGUACAGCAUCUCCCUUAAAACAUGUAUGGAACUAAUUACCAUAAAAUUGUGAAGUUUUAGGAGUAGAUAUUGAUUAGGCUUAUGUUAUAAAAGCUAAUAAUAUAUUUAGAAAUUACAAUCUAGGAGGUCGUAAAUUGGAAAUUAGAUAUUAAAAUUUUUAUGAAGUGACUGAAAAAAAAGAGGGAAAAUUUGAUGCUGUUGUCUUUUCAUCAUCAUUUAUGCUCAUGCCUAAAAGAAUUGAAGCAUUAGAAUUAGCCAAAUCAUUGUUAAAUCAAGGUGGUUCAAUAUAUUUCAUAUUGACUCUACAACCUGAUAGUAAGAAAAAUUCAUCUUUUCUAACAUUCGUUGAAUACAUUAAACCUAAAAUAAAGUAUUUCACAACUAUAGAUUUUGGAUAAAUAACAUAUGAAAAAGAAUUUGAAACUUUGCUCAACAAAGCCUAAUUAAAAGUUGUAAACAAAGAAAGAUUAAAUAAAGACUUCAACAUUCCAACUAAAAUCUUUCGAGUAUUUGUUUAUGAAACAAAAGUUUGAGUAACCA
Messenger RNA from Paramecium sonneborni, 722 nucleotides. NCBI's taxonomy places the organism in Eukaryota, Ciliophora, Oligohymenophorea, Peniculida, Parameciidae. The record is from the annotation of a GenBank genome assembly.